Amphiprion ocellaris (clown anemonefish) is the source of this 2425-nucleotide messenger RNA. RefSeq names its product P2Y purinoceptor 3. The transcript is spliced from 2 exons. Gene Ontology annotation, molecular function: oxysterol binding; G protein-coupled receptor activity. Gene Ontology annotation, cellular component: membrane. NCBI's taxonomy places the organism in Eukaryota, Metazoa, Chordata, Actinopteri, Pomacentridae. Gene Ontology annotation, biological process: G protein-coupled receptor signaling pathway. The coding region runs from base 394 to 1830 and encodes 478 amino acids. The record is from RefSeq and is a predicted model, not a curated record.
GUUCAGAGAAGCAGCAGAAAAAGGAGAACGUCGAAGUGGUUGAACUGUCAAACUGUCUGAUAGCCUAAACUGCUACACUGAUUACAGCUGCUGUUUGCUGAAUGCUUAAAUAACCAGGGGAAAGUGUCUUUUGAAGCUGUUCACAUUUGCUAUAGCUGCACUGAGAAGGCUUUUGGAUGUUUUUGUAUUUUCUUGUGUGUUCUGAUGGGAGACUGGACCAAUAUGGAGUAAAAGUCAUCGCUGGCAGGUUAAAAUCCAUUCAUGGAUUAGACCAUCUAAAGUCAAGAUCCCACAAAGAUACAAGGAUGACAGAGAAGAAAGCCUCUACUAAAGCCAUAAAAACUACGGCAUCCUUGAGCUUCUCUCUCACAUGAAAUUCACUUAACCAUCACAAUGUCAUCCAGAGGCGGAGUUCCUACAAACGUCACUGUGGAAACACUCAGUGUCAUCCCCAGCUCCUUCUCACCUACUUCCUCUCCUUCCUACCCUACUCCAACUCCACCUUGCAGCAUAGAUGAGUCCUACAAGUACAUUUUCCUCCCCAUUUGUUACUCUUUCACAUUUAUUUUUAGCAUUUCCCUCAACUCUGUGGUCCUCUACCGUUCCUUCCGCUGGACCAAGCGCUGGAAUGCUUCUUUGAUAUAUAUGGUGAACUUGGCUUCUACUGACUUUAUGUACGGCCUGUCUCUGCCAUUUCUUGUGGCUAGUUACAUUAUGCAGGACCGCUGGGUGUUUGGGGACUUUAUGUGCCGCCUUGUCCGCUUCCUUUUUUACUUUAAUCUCUACUGCUCGAUCUUCUUCCUCACUUGCAUCUCUGUCCACAGAUACCUUGGCAUCUGCCACCCUAUGAAAGUGAUCACACUGGAGACGAAGAAGGCUGUCAAAUGCACUUGUGUGCUGGUUUGGAUUGUAGUAUUUGCUUUGACCUGCCCUAUCUUCCGAUUUGCUCAGACUGGUCAUGUUACGAGACUGGCAAGGGUUGGGAGCAAUGCAAGUGCAAAUAUGACCAACCCAAGCUAUGACAUAUCAUCAGUAAAUAAUAAUGCCAGUUAUGUUAACUUGGAAGAAGUCGCUGAGAAGUACCAGAACUGCUGGGAUGAUGCCAUAGACAAGGAGUUUCCUGAUUAUGUACCAUAUGGCAUCACGCUCCAUUUGCUGGGCUUUUUUGUGCCAUUUUCCAUAAUUGCUUGGUGUUACUCACGCGUAGUUCUAACCAUAUUUAGGACUCUGCAUUCCCACCCCUCACCUGGCAGAGGGCUAAGAAUGGGACAUGAAGUAGAGGGAAGAGACAGUAGCAGUUCUGCAGCAGAUAAAAGAGGAAGAAGAGGAAGCAAUGGACUGUUGAGGGCAGUGAGAAGAGAUGAAGGGAUUUCCAUUUUUCUUGGUGCUCACUCCCCAUAUGCCAGUCGCAGGCGUAAAUCUAUCAAGACCAUCAUCACUAUCACUCUGCUCUUUGCUCUGUGUUUCUUUCCCUUCCAUGUUACCAGAACCAUCUUUCUCCUACUGAAAGUGACCAAGAGAGUCCCCUGUCACACCAUGACCACAGUCUCUAUGUGUUAUAAGAUCACCCGACCUUUAGCGUCAUUUAAUGCAUGGCUCAACGCCCUCCUUUACUUCCUCACUAAGGACAAAGGGGGUGGUCACUGCUGCCAAACAGCGAACACCACUGUCCAACAACAUGAUGGGCCUCUAUUACCACUGAGAAUGAUGGGAAAAGGGGAGGGUACAGGGGAGGGAGUGAUGCAAGAUGGGAUUGACAAAACAGAGAUUAAACCAUUCCACAGUCCGUCAUACAUGAACAGAGUAACAGUUAGAUGUAUAGAUGAAUGAAACAUCACAGGAGAAAGCUUGGUCUUGCAUGUUUUUUUCAACAUAGGUCACAUCCUUAAUCCUCCAGAUAUUCUUCAAGCAGCAUGGAUGACUUCACCAUCACUCUGAAAAUUGUCCUCAAGCAACAGCACACUGGCUCAACUCUUCAAUAUGAAUGCAGUGUUGCAAUCUGACAUGUCAUUGUUUUAAAUCUAUUCAUAGGGUGUAUUUAAAAUGUUUUACAGAUUUGAAGUACUUUGCUGUAUUCUCAGAUUUCCCUUUAAAUCUGGGGUCUACUUGAAACAAAUGAAAGGCCACACUUGGUUCAACUGGCUACACCUAAAAUGCCAGUUGUUAAAGAGUGAGGUGACCAAUGACCAAUGACUAAUGACCAAUUCGAAUUAAUAUCGCUGCAUACUUUGAGUCUCUCAGUGAGAGCAUUCAUAAUGUUGCACUUUCAUUGUGCACAAAAUAAGUAACUGAACUAGUUGUGCGAAGGAUUCAAAAAUGGAGAAAUUUAAACCCUGCAUACUUCCACACUUUGUCAAAUACUGUUUUGUUUUUUAUAAAGUGCGUGUAUAUGUCAUCUUGUCAUUAAAAAGGAAUCAGAAAGGUG